AAAACCAAAUCGCAACCAAAAUCAUAGACGCAAUGAUCUCAAGCGGCUCUUUCGAAGAUUGGAGCGGAGCGUUCCUCAACAACAACGACGAAUUAAACGGUCCAGUCCUCACUUCAACUCUCUUCCUCCCCAAAACAUCCGUAGAAGGAAUCAACGCCACGUCACCACUCGUUGCUUCUUACCACAUAGUUCCACAAUGGCUUGACUUCUCAGUCAUAAGUCUCAUGAUGCCUUUCUCUCGCAUUCCUACACUUCUCUCUGGACACUCUAUAGUCGUUACCAACAAUUCAGCUUCUGGUUUUACUCUUGAUGGCGUCCUCAUCUCUGAGCCAGAUUUAUUCGUCUCUCCUUCCAUAGUUAUCCAUCGAAUGGCUUUUCCAUUUAACUUCUCUCGUUACGGUGGUGGCGAUAUAUAGUUAUUUCACUCUUAACUGGCUUCUCCACUUUGUUUCUUUAGUUUUACUAAUACUUUAAAAUAAUUAACGAUGACCUUG
This is a messenger RNA of Arabidopsis arenosa, 494 nucleotides long. NCBI's taxonomy places the organism in Eukaryota, Viridiplantae, Streptophyta, Magnoliopsida, Brassicales, Brassicaceae. The record is from the annotation of a GenBank genome assembly.